Messenger RNA from Macrosteles quadrilineatus (aster leafhopper), 1320 nucleotides. Its product is annotated as probable phosphoserine aminotransferase. NCBI's taxonomy places the organism in Eukaryota, Metazoa, Arthropoda, Insecta, Hemiptera, Cicadellidae. The transcript has 8 exons. The coding region runs from base 148 to 1239 and encodes 363 amino acids. Gene Ontology annotation, molecular function: pyridoxal phosphate binding; O-phospho-L-serine:2-oxoglutarate transaminase activity. Gene Ontology annotation, biological process: L-serine biosynthetic process. The record is from RefSeq and is a predicted model, not a curated record. Gene Ontology annotation, cellular component: cytoplasm.
CUUUCGGCUUUCAUGAUCAGCUGACCUUGACUCGGGCUGUGAGGGAAGUGGAAGUGAAAAGUGACCAAGACCGGGCCUCAACUUGAUUUGGGAGACGGGAGACAAUCUAAGUCGACUGCAGACCAGACGACGACUAUCACAUUGGCCAUGUCGUCCAAGAAAGUUAUAAAUUUCGGAGCUGGACCAGGAAAACUACCUGAAGAAGUAAUGUUGGAGGUCCAGAGAGAGUUUGUGGAGUAUGGCGACUCAGGAAUUAGCGUGGUUGAGAUGAGUCAUCGAUCCCAGGAAUACGAAGCCAUCAACAACUCUGCUCAGAGACUUAUACGAGAACUGCUAGACAUCCCCGACACAUACAGUGUAAUGUUCAUGCAAGGAGGAGGUACUGGGUUGUUCUGUGCAGUGGCAAUGAACCUUAUGUCACGUAGCGGAAAGGCUGACUACAUCGUUACAGGUUCGUGGUCUGCCAAGGCUGCCAAAGAAGCUGCGAAGUAUGGCUCGGUCAACCUCGUCUUACCCAAGACUGACUCCUACGUUGACGUUCCUCCUCAGUCAUCAUGGAACUUAGACCCAGAGGCUUCAUAUGUCUACUAUUGCGACAACGAAACUGUUCAUGGCUUGGAGUUUCCUGAUAUCCCAGACACCAAGGGAGUACCUCUCGUGGCAGACAUGUCAUCUAACAUACUCACAAGGCCUUUUGACAUCACCAAGUUUGGUGUGGUGUUUGCUGGGGCUCAGAAGAACAUUGGUCCGUCAGGCACAGUUCUGGUGAUAGUUAGACGAGAUCUUCUCGGCAGCCCACUCCCCGUCACUCCGCUCGUGUGGGACUUCUCAGUCAUGACUAAGGACAACUCCCUACACAAUACUCCUCCCACCUUCGGGGUGUUUGUGAUGCUGAGAGUGUUUGAGUGGAUCAAGAGACAAGGAGGAGUACAAGAAAUGGCUGCUCGGUCGGCCAAGAAGAGCUCUCUGAUCUACAACGCCAUCCAACAGUCCGCAGGUUUCUACCUGUGUCCUGUCAAGCCUCGCGCCAGGUCCAGAGUCAACAUUCCAUUCCGCAUCGCUGCCGGAGCAGAGCUCGAGGCUAAGUUUUUGAGUGAGGCCAAAAAAAGGAACAUGAUACAGCUGAAAGGCCAUAGGCUGGUUGGAGGGAUCCGGGCGUCGCUUUACAAUGCAGUUACUGUCGAAGAGGCACAAACCUUAGCGGACUUUAUGAAAGAGUUCCAAAAAGCAAAUUCGUGAAAAUCUCAAAUUGUUGUUACAUUAUACUGUACUGUUAUCUUAUACACUGUGUUAAUGUUAAUAAAUGUUGUUUUGUUUCAA